Messenger RNA from Kwoniella mangroviensis CBS 8507, 510 nucleotides. RefSeq lists its product as uncharacterized. The transcript has 3 exons. NCBI's taxonomy places the organism in Eukaryota, Fungi, Basidiomycota, Tremellomycetes, Tremellales, Cryptococcaceae. The record is from RefSeq and is a predicted model, not a curated record. The coding region runs from base 1 to 510 and encodes 169 amino acids.
AUGAUAUUCAACCUUCACCUCAUCACCUACCUGAUCGGUCUAUCCUUCCUUUACGGGACGUGUCAUGCUCAAGGCCAAGCAGGCUUACCCACAGGUGGAUCUGACAAUACGACUAACGAUCGAAACUCAAAUGGUAAAUUGGAAAGUAUCGACUUGAAAGUCCACCUUCCUUCAUUAACUAAAAUCGCUGUCGAUAUCAACAACCCCAAGAGCGAUAUAUCGGGUCUUAUGGUAUUUACUCGAAGUUUCAAGUUCGAUGAGAGCUCAGGGAUAUUGAACGAAUGGGCUCAAAAGGAAGUUUGGUGGAAGGUUUAUGAUCCCACGGCUAAAGAGGGGGAAAUGGAUGAUGAGAAGGAUUUGAGGUUUGUUAUGAAUUGUAUAGUUCAAGGAUCCUCAGAUAGCGAUACCGAUCAACACACUUUCACAGAGUAUGAACCUGAGAAUGAGGAUGAAAGUGGGGAUGGGGAUGGGGAUGAGAAAGAAUGGUAUAAGAAGUUGUCGGACAGAUGA